Oncorhynchus keta (chum salmon) is the source of this 998-nucleotide messenger RNA. Its product is annotated as polycystic kidney disease protein 1-like 3. Lineage: Eukaryota; Metazoa; Chordata; Actinopteri; Salmoniformes; Salmonidae. Bases 39 to 998 code for a protein of 319 amino acids. The transcript is spliced from 8 exons. The record is from RefSeq and is a predicted model, not a curated record.
CGCAGUCUCCUCGUGGAGUAACAGGUGAUCAGCCUGCCAUGCAGUCUCCUCGUGGAGUAACAGGUGGUCAGCCUGCCAUGCAGUCUCCUCGUGGAGUAACAGGUGAUCAGCCUGCCAUGCAGUCUCCUCGUGGAGUAACAGGUGAUCAGCCUGCCAUGCAGUCUCCUCGUGGAGUAACAGGUGGUCAGCCUGCCAUGCAGUCUCCUCGUGGAGUAACAGGUGGUCAGCCUGCCAUGCAGUCUCCUCGUGGAGUAACAGGUGGUCAGCCUGCCAUGCAGUCUCCUCGUGGAGUAACAGGUGAUCAGCCUGCCAUGCAGUCUCCUCGUGGAGUAACAGGUGAUCAGCCUGCCACGCAGUCUCCUCGUGGAGUAACAGGUGGUCAGCCUGCCAUGCAGUCUCCUCGUGGAGUAACAGGUGGUCAGCCUGCCAUGCAGUCUCCUCGUGGAGUAACAGGUGGUCAGCCUGCCAUGCAGUCUCCUCGUGGAGUAACAGGUGAUCAGCCUGCCAUGCAGUCUCCUCGUGGAGUAACAGGUGGUCAGCCUGCCAUGCAGUCUCCUCGUGGAGUAACAGGUGAUCAGCCUGCCAUGCAGUCUCCUCGUGGAGUAACAGGUGAUCAGCCUGCCACGCAGUCUCCUCGUGGAGUAACAGGUGAUCAGCCUGCCACGCAGUCUCCUCGUGGAGUAACAGGUGGUCAGCCUGCCAUGCAGUCUCCUCGUGGAGUAACAGGUGGUCAGCCUGCCAUGCAGUCUCCUCGUGGAGUAACAGGUGGUCAGCCUGCCAUGCAGUCUCCUCGUGGAGUAACAGGUGAUCAGCCUGCCAUGCAGUCUCCUCGUGGAGUAACAGGUGGUCAGCCUGCCACGCAGUCUCCUCGUGGAGUAACAGGUGAUCAGCCUGCCACGCAGUCUCCUCGUGGAGUAACAGGUGAUCAGCCUGCCACGCAGUCUCCUCGUGGAGUAACAGGUGAUCAGCCUGCCACGCAGUCUCCUCGUGGACCAUAA